Molecule: messenger RNA, 15426 nt
Organism: Closterium sp. NIES-65
Lineage: Eukaryota; Viridiplantae; Streptophyta; Zygnematophyceae; Desmidiales; Closteriaceae
Source: the annotation of a GenBank genome assembly
AUGGACUCCCCUUGUGAGGAUCGCUCGGUUGUAGCAGCACCAAAGGAGCCCUCGGUUGUAGCUGCACCUGCAGAGUCUCCAGUUGUUGCAGCACUUGAGAAACCGUCGGCUGUAGCAGCAGCGUCUGCGAGUGUGUCUGAGACGGUAUCAGAGGCCUGCCAUGUCGUCGUGAACAUGGACUUGCUCACACCCCUGGUUGCAGCCUCUCCUGCGCGACGAGCGGAAGCUUCCAGGAAACGAGAGGAAGCAGAGGGGCGGCGGGAAAAGGCGGAGCGCGCCCUGAGGGAGUUUCAACGGCAGGUGGGAGUUUCGGAGCUGGCUUUAAAGGUUAAGGCGGAAAACCAGUGGGAGGAUCAGCUUUUGAGGGAGAUUUGCUCGGUGGAGAGAGAUGUGGAGGAGUUGAGGGGAGUGGUGAAGGAGAAAGACGGGGAACUGGAGAGGCUGAGGGUGGAAGUUUCGAGGAAAGUAGAGCUUCUGAGGCGCGUGCAUGGGCGAGCGAUGAAGAUGAGGGCGGACGCGAAGGGGACGAUCCGACGGCUGAGAUUGGAGCUGCAGACGGCGCGGGGGUUGCUGGAGAGGAGGGAGGAGAGGGUGAGGGAGAAGGGGAGGGCGUUGAGGGGAGAGAUUAGUGUGUUGGUGCAGGAACUUGAGGAGAUUAGGGGUGGGAAUGAGGCGGUGGUGUGUGUGUUAGAGGAUGCGAGGAAAGAGGUGGUGGAGGAGAGAAAGGAGAUUGAGAAGGGGAGGAGGGAGGUGGAGGAGGCUGUGAGGGAGGUGCGGAAGCUGCAGAAUGGGAAGGAUGAGGAGGAGGGGGAGAAGGAGAAGGAGAAGGAGAAGGAGGGUGAGAGGAGAGAGGAGGGAGAGGAGGGAUCCGCUAAUAGGGAAGGAGAGGAAGCUAGGGAGGGAGAGGGGAGUGGGGGGAAUGACACUAGUGGUAUGAACAAUCUGCUGCUGGUCCAGGAGGACAUGAGGAGGCGAGAGGAAGAGUUGCAACGAGAGGCGGAGCAGGUGAGAGAGUGGCUGCACGCAGAGAGGCAGCAGCGCGCCCUCCUGGAGCAGCAGCUGGCGGCAUUGGAAGAACAGAUAGAGGGUUUGAAAGAGGCGCGGAGUGGUGCUGAGGCGACUCAGGAAAAGCAGCUGGCGGAUUUGGAAGAGCAGAUUGAGGCGCUGAAAGCGGCUCGGAAGGGUGCGGUUGAGCAGAUGGAGAGGGAGAGGAGAGAGUGGGUGGAGGAGAGGAAGAGGGAGAGGGUGGGGAGAGAGGAGGAGAGGGAGCGGGCGGAGAGGGAGAUGAAAGAGAGAGUGGAGGAGGAGGAGGGGAGGAGGAGGGAUGUGGAGGUGGAAGUGAGAGAGCUGAAGGAGAGGCUUGGUGGCGAGGAGGAAGAGAGGAGGAAGGCGGAGGAGGACAGAGAGGGAGUGAGGGAGAGAGUGAGGGAGUUGGAAGCAGAGUUGGUGGGAGUGAGGGAGAGUCUUCAGAAAGUUGAGGAGGAGAGGAGGGAGGCGGAGGAGGGGAGGGUGAGAGCGGGGGAGGAGUGGAAGAGAGAGAAGGAGGAGGUAGAGAAGGGGGUGGAGGAGGAGAGGAGGAGGAGAGGGGAUGCGGAGGAGGAGGUGGUGAGGCUGAAGGAACGUGAGGUGGCAUUGUUGACUGCGUUGACUGAGGAGACUGGGAAGGUGGGAACGCUGGAGGCUGCUUUGGCGGAGCGAGAGGCGAGGAUAUCCUCGAUAGAAGCAGAGAUUCGCUACAAGGAGGUACGUGCUGGUGAGUUGGAAGCGAGGGUUAGAGAGCUGGAGGGGAGGAUUGAGGAAGGUAGGGUUGAGUUUGAGAAGGAACGGAGGAGGAUGGAAGCGGAGAGGAGAGAGGAGAAUGUGGUGAAGGAGAGGGAGAGGGAGGAAGAGAGGAAGGAGAGGGAGGAAGAGGAGAGGAGGCAAGCUGCAGAGGCGGCUGAAAGAGAGGCGGAACGAGAGGCAGAGAUGAAAGCGAAGGAAGAGGCGAUUCAAAGGCUGGAAGCAGUAGUUAUGGAGCUCAGAGAGAAGGCUUGUGAGCUAGAGAAGCAGCGAGGAGAGAAAGAGGAAAAGGUGAAGGGUUUAGAGGAGGAAGUGAGAGAGCUUGGGGAUAUGGUUGCAGUGCUGCAGGCUGGAAUAGCUGCGAAACGAGCGGAGCUAGCAGCCAAGGCGGCUGAAUCGGAGAGGAUGGGUCAGCUGGAAGAGCAAGUGAGGGACGGGGAGGAGCGAGUGAGGGAGAGAGAGGAGGAGGUGAGGAGGCUUGAGGAGAGAGUGAGGGAGGUGGAAGGGGAGAUGGAGGAGUUGUCGGUGCAGGUGAGUGCGUUGAGAGGGGAGGUGGAGGCGAAGGAGGGGGAGAGGGAGGAGGUCGAGAGGAAGGGGAGGAAGAGGGAAGGGAGGGUGAGGGAAUUGGAGGAGGAGAUUGGGAGGAGAGAGAAGAGGGAGAGAGAGAUGGAGGAGGAAUUGGGUGUGAGGGAGAGGAGGAUUGGGGAGCUUGAGGGGUUGAUGAGGGAGAGGGUGAGGGAGGUGGAGGGGAAGGAGAGGGAGAGGGAGGAGAUAGAGAGGGAAAUGGAAGGAUUGAAGGGAGAGAGGGAGGAAUGGCAGAGGGAGAAAGAGGAAUUGGAAAGGCAGAUUGAUGGAUUGCGGAGGGAGAAGGAGGAGUUGAACGGGGAACUGGAACGGUUGAAAGGAGCAUUGGAAGGUGUGAAGGGCGAGAAGGAGGAAUUGGAGAGGCAGAUUGAGGUGAUGCGGAGGGAGAAGGAGGAAGUGAAAGAGGAGUUAGAGCGACUGAAAGAAGAGCUGGAAAGUGUGAAGAGGGAGAGGGAGGCAAGGCUGCAAGCAAGCCAGGCAGAGGUGAGGGGGGAGAAGGAGAAGCGGUCGAUGCUGGAGGAGAGGGCGCAAUUGCUUCAAGACAGAGUCGUGCAGGUGGAAAGGGAGAGGGAAGAGACGUCAGGUCAGUUGGAGGAGAGGACACGCGAGCUGGAGGAAAAGAGAGAAACGGUGGGGCAGCUGGAGAAGACAGUGAAUGAAUUGGAGGAGAGGGUGCAGUCGCUGCAAGACAAGGUGGUGCAGGUGGAAGGGGAGAGGGAAGAGACGGUAGGUCAGUUGGAGGAGAGGACACGCGAGCUGGAGGAGAAGAAGGAAAUGGUGGGACAGCUGGAGAAGACAGUGAGGGGACUGAAUGAGCGGUUGCAGAUGCUUGAAGACAGGGUACGGCAGGUGGAAGGGGAGAGGGCGGAAACGGUAGCGCAGCUGAAGAAGACCGUGUGUGAAGUGGAGGAGAGGAAAGAGAGAGUGUGUGAGCUGGAGAAGAAAGUUUUUGAGCUGGAAGAGAAGGUGCAGUUUGUGCAAGAGGAGAGGAAGGAGGUGGUGGGGCAGCUGGGAAACAAAAUAUUUGAAUUGGAGGCGAAGAAAGAGAGAGUGUGCGAGCUGGAGACGAGUGCUUGUGAGCUGGAGAAGAGAGUCUGUGAGCUGGAAGAGACGGUGCGGUGCCUGCAAGAGGGGAGGAAGGAGGUGGUGGGGCAGCUGGAGGAGAGGGUCCGCGAGGUGCAGGAGAAGAACGAGAGGGUGUGUCAGUUGGAGAAGGAAGUAUUUGAGCUGGAGGAGAGGGCGAAUUCCCUGCAAGAGGAGAGGAAGGAGGUGGUUUACCAGCUGGGAAAUACGAAAUUUGAACUGGAGGCGAGGAAAGAGAGAGUGUGCGAGCUGGAGAAGAGGGUUUCUGAGAUGGAGGUAAGGGUACAGUCUGUGCAGGAGGAGCGGAAGCAGGUAGUGUGUGAGCUGGAAAAGAGGGUUUGCGAGCUGCAGGAGAGGAAGGAUGCGGUAUGUCAGUUGGAAAAGAGAGUUUCUGAGCUGGAGGAAAGGGUGCAGUCUGUGCAAGAGGAGAGGAAGGAGGUGGUCUACCAGCUGGGAAAUACGAAAUUUGAGCUGGAGGCGAGGAAAGAGAGGGUGGUUGAGUUGGCGAAGGAGGAGGUCAUUUCACGGGCGAGAAUCGCUGAACUGGAGAACAGGGAGACUGUUCUGCAGGCGAGAUUAGUAGAGGUGGAGUUGGAGAGGGAGGUGGAGGAGAAGGAGGGUGCUUUGCAGGCGAGAGUUGCUGAACUGGAGAACAGGGAGACUGUUCUGCAGGCGAGAUUAAUAGAGGUGGAGAAGCAGGGGGCUGUCUUACAGGCGAGAGCGGUCGAGUUGGAAAGGCAGGAGGUUGCUUCACAGGCGGCGUUAGCAGAACUGAAGGAGAAAAGGGAUAUUUUGGAGGCGAAAGUGGUUGAGAUGGAAACGAAGGAGGUUGCUUCACAGGCGGCGUUAGCAGAACUGAAGGAGAAGGGAGAUGUUUUACAGGCGAGAGUGGUUGAGCUGGAGAAGCAGGUGGAGGAGGGAAGGGAGGAGGUGGAGCGAGGGAGGGAGGAGGUUGAGAGGGUGAAGCGAGAGAGGGAGGAGGCGAGGGAGAGAGUGUGGGUGGUGGAGAAAGAAAGGGAGAUAGGGGAGGAGGUGUUGGUGGGGUGGAAGAGGGAGGUGGAGGAGAAAGAAGGGGCGGUGGUGGGGUUGAGGGGCGAGUUGACGGAGAAGGAAGAGGCUUUGAAGGAGCUGGAAGCGGUGUUGGUGGGUGUGAGGGGAGAGUUGACGGAGAAAGAAGAGGCUUUGAAGGAGCUGGAAGCGGUGUUGGUGGGUGUGAGGGGAGAGUUGAAGGAGAAGGAAGAGGCUUUGAAGGAGUUGGAAGGGGUGGUGGUGGGUGUGAGGAGGGAGUUAAAGGAGAAGGAAGAGGUUUUGAAGGAGCUGGAAGGGGUGGUGGUGGGUCUGAAGGGAGAGUUAACGGAGAAGGAGAUUCUGAAGGGAUUGCAGAGUGAAGUGAAGGAGAAAGAAAGUGAGGUGGCGAGUCUGAUCAGGGAGUUGAAAGUAAAGGAGGAGAAUCUGGAGGAGCUGAAGGGGAAGUUGGAGGAGUUGGAAGGGGUGAUGGUGGAGUUGAGGGGCGAAGCGAAGGGGAAGGAAGGCGAGGUGGCGAAGUUGGUGCGAGGAAUGGAGGGGAAGGAUGCGGCUGUGAAGCGGUUGACGGGGGAGGUAGAGGGGUUGAAAAGGAAUUUGGAGGAGUCUAACGGGGAGAGUGCACGGUUGAUAGGGGAGCUGCAAACGGCACUGGGGGAGAGGGAGGAUGAGUUGAGGGCAGUUGAGGAUGAGAGGAAAGGCGUGCAGGCCGAAUUGGAAUGGAAGGGGGGAGAGUUGAGGGCUGUUGAGGAGGAGAGGAAAGGCGUGCAAGCAGCAUUGCAACAGAAGGAGGGCGAGUUGAAGGCCGUGGAGGAUGAGAAGAAAGGCGUGCAGGCAGAAUUGGAGUGGAAGGAGAGGGAGUUGAGGGCUGUUGAGGAGGAGAGGAAAGGAUUGCAGACAGAAUUAGAACGAAAGGAGGGCAAGUUGAGGGCAGUAGAGGAGGAAAGAAAGGGCGUGCAGGCAGAACUAGAACGAAAGGAGGGCGAGUUGAGGGCGAUGGAGGAUGAGAGGAAGGGCAUGCAGGCAGAAUUGGAAUGGAAGGAGGGAGAGUUGAGGGCUGUUGAGGAGGAGAGGAAAGGAUUGCAGACAGAAUUAGAACGAAAGGAGGGCAAGUUGAGGGCAGUAGAGGAGGAAAGAAAGGGCGUGCAGGCAGAACUAGAACGAAAGGAGGGCGAGUUGAGGGCGAUGGAGGAUGAGAGGAAGGGCAUGCAGGCAGGAUUGGAAUGGAAGGAGGGAGAGUUGAGGGCUGUUGAGGAGGAGAGGAAAGGCGUGCAAGCAGCAUUGCAACAGAAGGAGGGCGAGUUGAAGGCCGUGGAGGAUGAGAAGAAAGGCGUGCAGGCAGAAUUGGAGUGGAAGGAGAGGGAGUUGAGGGCUGUUGAGGAGGAGAGGAAAGGAUUGCAGACAGAAUUAGAACGAAAGGAGGGCAAGCUGAGGGCAGUAGAGGAGGAAAGAAAGGGCGUGCAGGCAGAACUAGAACGAAAGGAGGGCGAGUUGAGGGCAAUGGAGGAUGAGAGGAAGGGCAUGCAGGCAGAAUUAGAUUGGAAGGAGGGAGAGUUGAGGGCUGUAAAUGAGGAGAGGAAUGGCCUGCAGGCAGCAUUGGGGGAGAGGGAGGGCGAGUUGAGGACAGCUGAGGAUGAGAGUAAAGGCGUGCAGGCAGAGUUGGAAUUGAAGGAGGGCGAGUUGAGGGCAAUGGAAAAGAGUCUGGAGGACAAAGAGAAGAAAGUUCUGCUCUUGACUGAGGCAGUGAGCAGCAAGCAGCAGGAGAUCAAAGUGUUGAAGGGAGAUAUGGAGGUGUUGAGAGAGGAAAGUGAAGUGAUGCGAGGUAAGGCUGGCGAGGUGUUGAGAGAGGCGAGGGAGCAAGUGACAGCGCUGGAAGCACAGAUGAGCGGAAAGCAGCAAGAGAUUAAAGUGUUGAAGGGAGAGAUGGAAGUGUUGAGAGAGGAAAGCGCAGUGAUGCAAGAAAAGGCUGGUGAGACGUUGAGAGAGGCGAGGGAGCAGGUGGCAGUGCUGGAAGCACAGAUGGGGGAGGGGAGGAGGCAGUUGGAGGAGAGUGUUGAGGAGGGUCGAAAGGCGAUGGAGCAGGUGGCAGCGCUACAGGCACAGGUGGAGGAGGGGAGGCGGCAAUUGGUGGAGAAGAGUCAGCAGUUGGAGGAGGCUCGAGCGGAGGUUCGAAAGGAGAGGGAGCAGGUAACAGCGCUGGAAGCACAGGUGGAUGAGGGGAGGCGGCAACUGGAGGAAGGAAGGCAGCAGCUGAAGGAGGCUCUUGAUGAUCUCCGAAAGGAGAGGGAGGAGAUGCAGGUGGUACGUGCACGUUUGGCGGAAAAGGAGGGUACUGUGCGGGAGAAAGAGGCGAUGGUGUUGGUGCGGGAUGCAAAGAUUCUGGUGCUGGAAUCGGCAGUGGAAGGGAAGGGCCGGCAGGUGUAUGCACUGCAGGGCGAGGUGGAAGAGAGGGUGAGGCGAGCUAGUGGGCUGCAGGCGAGAGUGGAUGAGAAGGAAGGACAAAUAUCCUCGUUGCAAGCUGAGUUGGAAGAGAGGGCGAGGGAAGUGAGUGGGCUGCAGGCGAGAGUGGAGGAGAGGGAGGGGCAGGCAUCCUCGUUACAAGCAGAGGUGGAAGAAAAGGUAAGGGAGGUGAGUGGGCUGAGGGCGAGUGUGCAGGAGAAGGAAGGACAAUUAUCCUCGUUACAAGCUGAGUUGGAAGAAAGGGUGAGGGAAGUGAGUGGGCUGCAGGCGAGGGUGGAGGAGAGGGAGGGGCAGGUAUCCUCGCUACAAGCUGAGCUGGAAGAUGGGGUGAGGCAAAUGGGAGUGUUACAGGCAAGUGUGCAGGAGAAGGAGGAGCAGGUAUCCUCGUUACAAGCUGAGUUGGAAGAGAAGGUGCGGCAGGUGAGUGGGCUGCAGGCGAGUGUGCAGGAGAAGGAAGGACAAAUAUCCUCGUUACAAGCCGAGAUAGACGAGAGUUUGAAGCAAUUGGGGGUGCUGCGGGCGAGUGUGAAGGAGGAAGAGGAGCAGGUAUCCUCGUUACAGGGUCAGUUGGAGGAGAGGGUGAGGCAAGUGAGUGGGUUGCAGGUGAGUGUGGAGGAGAAGGAGGUGGUGAUAUCCUCGUUACAGGCAGAGAUGGAGGAGAGGGUGAAGCAAAUGGGGGUGCUGCAGGCGAGUGUGCAGGAGAAGGAGGAGCAGGUAUCCUCGUUACAAGCUCAAUUAGAAGAGAGGGUUAAACAAAUGGGAGUGCUGCAGGCAAGUCUGCAGGAGAAGGAGGAGCAGGUAUCCUCGUUACAGGCUGACUUGGAAGAAAGCGUGAUGCAAAUGGGGGCGCUACAGGCAAGUGUGCAAGAGAAGGAAGGCCAGAUAUCUUUGUUACAAGCUGAUAAGGAAGAGCAGUUGAGGCAAAUGGGGGUUUUGCAGGCGAGUGUGGGUGAGAAGGAGGAGCAGGUAUCCUCGUUACAAGCUGAGUUGGAAGAGAGGGCGAAGGACGUUGGGACUCUUCAAAAAAGUGUUCAGGAAAGGGAGAAGCAGGUAUCCUCGUUACAGGAUGAUUUGGAAGAGAAGGUGCGGCAAAUGGGGGCACUACAGGCGAGUGUGGAUGAGAAGGAGGAGCAGGUAUUCUCGUUACAAGCAGGUGUAGGAGAGAAAGAGCAGCAGGUGAAAGUGCUGGAGAGCCAAGUGGAAGAGAGUGUGAUGCAAGCUGCUGCGUUACAAGCAGGAGUAGAAGAGAGGGAGAAGCAGAUAUCCUUGUUACAAGCAGGAGUAGAGGAGAGGGAAAGGCAGAUGUCCGCGUUACAAGCAGUAGUUGAAGAAAGGGAUAAGCAACUAUUUGCGUUACAAGCAGGAGUUGAGGAGAGGGAACAGCAGAUAUCCGUGUUGCAAGCAGGAGUGAAAGAGAAGGAGCAGCAGGUAUUGGCUCUUGUGCAAGAGAAGGAACAGCAAAUACUGAUGGUGCAGAGAGAGAGGGAAGAGUGGGAAGAGGCUAGAGGGAGGAUGGCAGCGAGUGGGAAAGAAGCGGUGGAGAGGAGUGAGAGGGAGAUUGCUGCGAGGGCCGAGGAAGUUGCCCUGCUGCAGAAGGAGAAAACAGAGGUGUUGAGAGUGGUUGAAGAGCUGGAGGCGAGGGUGAGGGAGAGAGAGAUGGAUGUUGCGCGUGAGAAAGAGGCGGUGGAGAGGAGUGAGAGGGAGAUAGCUGCGAGGGUUGAGGAAGUUGCACGUCUGCAGAAGGAGAAAACAGAGGUGUUGAGAGCGGUUGAAGAGCUGGAGGUGAGGGUGAGGGAGAGAGAGAUGGAUGUUGCGCGUGAGAAAGAGGCGGUGAAGAGGAGUGAGAGGGAGAUAGCUGCGAGGGUUGAGGAAGUUGCACGUCUGCAGAAGGAGAAAACAGAGGUGUUGAGAGCGGUUGAAGAGCUGGAGGUGAGGGUGAGGGAGAGAGAGAUGGAUGUUGCGCAUGAGAAAGAGGCGGUGGAGAGGAGUGAGAGGGAGAUAGCUGCGAGGGUUGAGGAAGUUGCACGUCUGCAGAAGGAGAAAACAGAGGUGUUGAGAGCGGUUGAAGAGCUGGAGGUGAGGGUGAGGGAGAGAGAGAUGGAUGUUGCGCGUGAGAAAGAGGCGGUGGAGAGGAGUGAGAGGGAGAUAGCUGCGAGGGUUGAGGAAGUUGCACGUCUGCAGAAGGAGAAAACAGAGGUGUUGAGAGUGGUUGAAGAGCUGGAGGUGAGGAUGAGAGAUAGGGAGGAGAAGGAGCAACAGGUGGUCGCAGCGCUGCAGGCGUGUGUGCAAGAGAAGGAGCAGCAGAUAGCGGUGCUGCAGAGAGAUAAGGAAGAGAUGCUGAGAGCGGUUGAAGUGUUGGAGGUUAAGGUGAGGGAUGGAGAGGAGAAGGAGCAACAGGUGGUAGCGCUGCAGGCGUGUGUGCAAGAGAAGGAGCAGCAGAUAGCGGUGCUGCAGAGAGAGAGGGCAGAAUGGGAGGAGAGAGUGGGAGUGGUGCAGUGUGAAAUGGAGGGGAAAGUGAGGGAGAUGGAGGGGCUAGUUGCUGAGGUGGAACGACUGGCUGGUGAGGUGGAAUGGCUCUAUGCUGAGCUGGAAAAGGAGCGCAAGCCGAGGCGUGGCUUGGAUGCUGAGCUGGCACGUGUGGUUAAAGCGAAGGAGAGUCUACAAAAGGAGGUGGCGGGUUUGAAAGAGAGAGUGAGGGAGAUUGAAAGGGAGAGUGUGAAGACGAGAAAAGAGGGAGAGAGGGAGAGGAUGAGGUUGAGCAAGGAGUGUGAGAGUGAGCGUGUGAAAAACGUGAAAGCGAGUGAGGAGCUGAGUGAAAGAGUGCAGGAGCUUUCUGCAUUGAAGACAGAGAGGGAAGGGCUUGUGAGAGAGUGCAAGGAAUUGAAGGAAGAAGCAAGGAAGCUGCGAGAGAGAGUGCAGGUUCUUACUACUGAAGGGGAGGUGUUAUCUGAGAGGGUUGGGGCUGCAGAGAGGAGGGUGGAGGAGGAGAGGGGGAGGAGGGAGGAGGUGGAGAGAGAGAGGGAGAGUGUGAGGGAGGAGCUGGAGGAGGGGUUGAGGGGAGUGAGGGAGAUGGGGGGGAGAGUGGAGGAGAUGGAAGGGGAAGUGAGUGUGCUACAGAGACAGAUGGAAAAGGCUGAGGAGAGGAGAGAGGAGGCUGAGAGGGAAAGGGGUAAUGUAGAGAGGGAUAUGGAGAUGUUAGUCAAGCGGUUGAGAGAGGAGAGGAGUCUGAGGGAGGGAGAGGAGGAGGUGGAGCGAGUGAGAAAGAGAAUGGAGGAGGUGGAGAGGGAGUGGGAGGAGAGUGAGGGGGAGAGGAUGAGGUUGAUGACGGAGGUGGGUGGUCUGGAGGAGAGAGUGAGGGAGCGAGAGGAGGAGUUGGAAGGGGUGAGGAGGGAGAGGGAUGGGUGGAGAGGGGUGCUGGUUAGACUGAAAGAGAGUCUAGCAAAGGAAGGAGCAGGACAAGGGGUAAGGGUGCAAGUGGUUAAAGAGGAGGUGGGGAGAGAGGAGGGGCAAGGCGAAGCAGUGAGGAGACAGAUGGAGGAGGAGAUUACAGCGCUUGUCCAGUCUAAUGCUGACGCAGCGAGGGCUGAUGUUGACAUGGCAAGGGCUGAUGCUGACGCUGCGAGGGCGGAGGCUGACGCCGCAAGAGCUGAUGCUGACGUGGUCAACAAAAGGCUCCAGGAGGCUGUAGCAGAAGCUGAAGCUGCACGGAAGGCAGCUGUAGCAGCUGAAGCUGCAAGGAUGGUGGCUGUAGCAGAGAGUGAAGCUGCGAGGAAGGCGGCUGUUGCAGAAACGGAAGCUGCACGAGAGGAGGUUGUAGCGCUGGAGGAGGAGGUAGAGAGAAUGAGGGAGGGAGUGGGGGAUCGAGUGAGGGAGUUGGAGGUGGAGAUUGAGGGAGUGAGUGAGAGGCUUGGGAAGGCUGAGAAGGAGGUGAGGGAGAAGGAGAGGGAGGUGAAGAGGCAGAGGGAGGAGCUAAGAGUAAAAGAGGAGGAGCUGGAAGUGAGGUGCAAAGAGGUACAAGAGAAGGGCAAAAAGGUCGAGGAACUGAUGGGUGUUGUGGAAGAAACGAAGAUGAUUGUAUUGAGGAAAGAGGAGGAGUUAAAAAUGAGGGGCAAGGAGGUAGAGAAGAGGAGCAAAGAGGUUGAGAGACUGAUGGGGAUUGUGGGAGAAACGAAGAUGCUUUUAGCGAGGAAAGAGGAGGAGUUGGAAGUGAGGGGCAAAGAGGUGAAUGAGUUGACAGGGCUUGUGGAAGAAGCGAAGAUGCUUGUAGCGAGGACAGAGGAGGAGGGCAGGAUGGCACGAAUAGUGCUGGAAGGAACAGUGGUUAGCUUAAAAGAGGAGAUAGAGAGGGUUGCAGGAGAGGGGUUGGAAGCGGUUGAGAGGGUUAGAGAGGAGGGUAGGGAGGAAGUGGAGAGGGCUAGGGAGGAGGGUAGGGAGGAGAUUGAGAGGGUUAGGGAGGAGGGUAACGAGGAGGUUGAGAGAGUGAGGCAGCAGGCUUGGAAACAGGUGUCGGAGGCUUGGCAAAAGGCUCGGGAGGAGGUGGAACUGGUUAGGGAGCAGCUGGAGCAGGUUCGGGAGCAGCUCCGGAGGGAGGUGGUAUCCAGACAGGUGGAGACUGAACAGAGGGUUGUGGCUGAGCGGAGGUUGCGGGAGAUUGAGGAGAGAGUGAGGGAGAUGGAGAGGGAGAGGAGGGAGGUGGAAGGGGAGGUUGAGAGAGUGAGGAGGGAGUGGGAGGAGAAGGAGAGGGAGAUGAGGAGAGAGUGGGAGGAGAAGAGGUGUGGGAUGGAAGUGCUGGUGAGUCAGAUUGAGGAGAUGUGGAAGGGAAGAGUGGAGGAAGGGGAGAGGGAGAGGGAAAGGGAGAGAGAGAGGAGGGAGGCGGAGUGGGUGGAGGAGAGGAGAAGGUUGGCUGAGGAAGUUGAUAGGGAGAGGGAGAGAGUGAGGGAAGAGGGGGAGAAAGAGGGUGAGAGAGUGAGGAAAGAGGUGGAACAAGAGAGGGAGAGAGCUCUGGCAGAUGUGGACAGGGAGAGGGAGGAAGUGAGGGAGCAGAGGGAGAGAGUGAGGGAGGAGAGGGAGAGAGUGAGGGAGGAGAGGGAGAGAGUCAGGGAGGAGGUGGAGCGAGAGAAGGAGGAAGUGAGAAAUCAACUGGAAAUGGAGAGGAAGAGGUUAAUGGAUGAUUUGGAGGAAAGAGAGAGAAAGUUGAAAGAGGCUGAGGAGAAGUGGAAGGAGGGGAGGAUGGAGGAAGAGAAAUCGGAGGAAACCGUAGGGGAGGAGGUGGGGACGAAUCGGGGGAAAGAGGAGGGGAAGGAGGGCGAGGAGAGAGAAGAUGAAGUGGUGGCGAAGCAAGGAGGUGACGAUGAGGAUAGAGGAGAGGUGGCAGCGAGAGAACGGGCAGAGAAGGAGUGGAGGGAGCGAGAGAAGGAAUGGCAAGCGAGAGAGGAGGAGUGGGGGAGGAGGACGGUGGAGUGGAUAGGGAGAGUGAAGGCGCUGGGUGCUCAGUGGAAGGGAGUGGUGCAGCGAGAGAGGCGAGCGAGAGUGAGGGAGCAGCGGGCCAGAUUGGAGGAGAGGAAGGCGAGAGAGGAGGAGAGCAGAGCUAGGGAGGAGGAGGAGAGGAGGCAAGGAAGUGAAGUGUGUGUGAUAGGCAAGGAGCAAGUGAGGGAGCUAGGGUCGUAUAUCACCAGCAUGGAGUUCGUCUGUGGAAGGUUCCAGCGUGCUCUAGCGGCCAAGGCGCAGCAGCUACAGGAGGAGCGGCAGCGGGUGGAAGGGAUAGUAGAGCAGGCAGCACGGGAGAGGGCUGCGCGGGACGCUGCACUGAAGACGCUUAUAACGGGGAUGGAGAAACGCGAUUUUGCGGCGAGUGAGCCGUAUGCAUCAGUGGACGAGGCAGCAGCGCAGGCCUUCGCAUGGCACGACUCCCAGCUGGAGGCCUUGACCCGCCGCGCUGCUCACAUGCUGCAUGCUCCUUCCCUUCUCCCUCUCUCACCUCAUGUCUUUCCACAGGGCGAGGUCAGAGAAAGCCUUCGGAACCAUGUGGUGCAGGGGCAGGUGGUGGGGCAGGUGGUGGGGCAGCUGGUGGGGCAGGUGCAGGGGCAGGUGCAGGGGCAGGUGCAGGGGCAGGGGCAGGUGUUGCAGGUGGGCCAGGGGCAUGUGGUGCGGGGGCGUCUGGUCCCCUCGGGCCUGUGGGAUUUCUUCGCAGGCACAUCAGCAGGCCCACCGCUGCCGCUGUCAACAGUGGCUGACUGGGGGGUGGCGGGGAGGCGGCAGCACAAGUGGAUGGUGGAUGGCGUGUGGAUGGAGGUGUCUAGAAAGGAGUACGAGACCAUGCGUCAGACCCUGGCAGAGCAGCAGAAUCAACUGGCAACACUGGAGCAGUUACGGGCUGAUAAGGUCUGGAUGGAGGCUGCCUUGGCGCAAUUCAUAGAGCUCAAGAGGAAAUACGAGACGGAAAACGAAAGCCUACUGUCAAAGAUCGCCAUCGAUGCCGACGACUCGUUAACAACAGCGCUGAAGCUGUUUCAGGAGCACCACGUGACGUCGAUGCCCGUGCGCAACCGUCGCCUCUCUGCACCGCACCAAACCGAGAAGCCGUCGCUCAAGAAGCCCCAAGCUUUGCAGUCCAUCAUGGUGCAUCCGUCACCCAUGCGAUUCGUCGGCAUGGUGAGUCGUCUUCGCACGUCGCGCGUGCAAUUCAUCGGCAUGCUUUCGGUGGUGGACGUGGCGAUCUUCCUCGCGGAGUGGGAUGGUAACAAGGGCGCGCGUGGCGACGACGGCGAAAUGGUGGCGAAGACCCUGUGCGACGUGAAGGUCGCUGACGUCAUGGGCAAAUCCGAGGAGACACGUCAGAUGGUCGUCGUGGAUCCCCAUGCCAGUGUGUGGCAGGCGAUGCUGCUGCUAGGCGCGGGCGGCUUCCAUCGCGGCCUCGUGCCCAACAUCUGCCCGGGCGAGCACGACCUGCUCCCCCUCACCGACGCCAUUCCCGCUGCGAUGCUGCUGCUAGGCGCGGGCGGCUUCCAUCGCGGCCUCGUGCCCAACAUCUGCCCGGGCGAGCACGACCUGCUCCCUCUCACCGAGCCUCCCCCCAAGCCCACCUCCCUGGCGGAGAGGCGCGCAGAGAAGGAGGAGAAGGGUGACGGGGAGGGGGAGGGGGAGGGGAAGGGAGCAGGAGCGGCGGUGGUGCCGGCGCCGCCGAUGCCUCUGGCGGUGCAUAGCGAGGUGACGGGCUGCGUGGUGGGCGAGGAGUAUCGCGUGCUGUCUCAGAUGGACGUCGCCACGUUCCUGCUGUCGCACGAGGGGCUCAUGGGGCUUGCACUGGCUAAGAAGGUGGAUGAUCUGGGACUGGUGUGGCCGUUGGUGGUCACCAUAACGCCGUCUGACACUCUGCUGCACGCCUUCCGCCUCUUCAGGCGCCACCAGGUCACUGCACUCCCUGUGGUGGCUGCACAUGCGUCUGAGCCCCAUUCCGGCUUCCACGCGUGCGGCGAGGUUCUGAUCGACACUCUCUCCGCCUCUGACGUGCGCUGCAUUCACGUGCUGGAAGGGGGGGUGGAGGGGAAGAAGGGGCAGGAGGGGUUAAAGGAGGAGAAGAAAGAGGGGAAGAAGGAAGAGGGGAAGGGGAAGCACGGGAAGAAGGGGAAGGAGAGGAAGGGUCACCAUGCGAAGAAGACUGCGGUGCGGGUGGGUGAGGAGGAGUUUGAGGACCUGGGGGAGGUGACCGUGGGUCAGUUCCUGAGCGCUGUCAGGACGGCACAGAACCGCCACCUCAUCACGUGCACUCGUCGACUCAAAAGUCACCUGGGUGGUGUGGUGGACCUACACUGGCCCUUCUCAUCUCCUCUCUCCCUCAUUCCCCUGACUUACCUCAUUUUUCCCUUCCCUUCUUACAGCAACACGAGUCUGAGGCGGGUGCUGCACCGCAUGGUGAGGGAGAGGGUGCACCGCGUGUGGGUGGUGGACCAGCAGGAGCAGCCCUCGCCCAUGCCCUCCCCUCGCAUCCCCUCUACAAGCAUCUUCAAGGACAACCUAGAAGACCAGGGUCAUGCUGGCAACGGCAAGCCGAAGCCGCACGCUGCUACAGUGCUGCCGGCUAUAGAAGAGGACAAACCGGCUGUAGCGGACGAGGGUCCGGCUGUAGCAGGAGGAGAAGAGGGGGCGAGACUUGCUGCUGCUAGCCUCUUACAAGGUGUAGCUGGGUCGCCUAUGGGAGGGGUUGGAGGAGGAGGAGUGGGUGGGGGAAGUGUGGAGAUGCAUUUACAGGGGGUGGUGAGCCUUACGGACAUUCUUCGUAUUGUGCGUGUGCUGCCCAUUGCUAGUCUCUCUUCCUCUCAGCUGGGCGAACUGGGGAAGGAGCUGGAUGUGCAGGAGGGAGGGGAGGGGAAAGAGGAGGAGUUGGAGGGGUGGGAGAUGGGUGGAGGGGAGUUCCUUACGCCUGAUUGGAGCAUCGCGCCUGGGUCCCUGCUGGAUUGGUGGCCGAAAAUGAGCAAGUCUUCGUCGGUUGGUGCUUGA